Panonychus citri (citrus red mite) is the source of this 2150-nucleotide messenger RNA. RefSeq names its product xaa-Pro dipeptidase-like (gene Dip-C). The record is from RefSeq and is a predicted model, not a curated record. NCBI's taxonomy places the organism in Eukaryota, Metazoa, Arthropoda, Arachnida, Trombidiformes, Tetranychidae. Bases 545 to 2032 code for a protein of 495 amino acids. Gene Ontology annotation, molecular function: metalloaminopeptidase activity; manganese ion binding. The transcript has 7 exons.
ACUAUAAAAUACGCAUGAUAAUCAAGUUAAUCAUAAUUACAAAGUUCGUAAUUGCUGAAGCUCAACAUUAAUGGAAAAAGUUAAUUUUAAAUUGUGACUAUUUAGUUUUUCUCAUUCAUUAUUGUAAAGUUAAUUGUGUUGAUUGUUUUGACUUUUUCAAUCCUUUACUUUUAUAUUGAUAAUGUAACCAACAGUAUUGAGAACAGUUGAUUCAAUGGAAACAAUUAGUGACCUUUUAAUUGUUUGUUUGAUCAGAUGACGAACAUUAAAUUGUGACAAUCUAAUUGACAAAAGCAAACGAAUGGAAAUCUUUUCAUCCCAAUUAACUAAAUUCACCCACAUUCAUUUUAUGAUUUAUCCCUUUAUCUAAAUUGUAACAUCUAAUUUAACGUAAACUCAUUCUCGUCGUCACAAUAAUCACAAUCACCCUGAUCAUAAAUCACAUUUUCUUCAAUAGUUAAUCAACUGAGUAAUUCCACAAAUCGUUUUAAUCGCCAACAAUUUAUCUUAAUUGAAUUACAAUUAAUCACCAAUAAACAACAACAUGGAAGGUGCUUUUAGUCGUGGUGUUCAUACAUUAACUGUUCAUAAUAAAUUGCAUCAAUUAAAUCGCCGCCGGUUAGUGGAGAGGUUGAAACAAGUGGAUUCAUUGAAAAAGGGAAAAUCAAUUGUGAUUCUUCAAGGUGGACAAUCAGAGACUCGCCAUUGUACUGAUCACGAACCCAUUUUUCGACAAGAAUCUUAUUUCCAUUGGGCAUUUGGAGUUGAAGAGCCUGAUUAUUAUGGAGCAAUUGAAAUUGAUUCUGGUCAAAGUCAUUUAUUUGCUCCUAGAUUACCAUCAAGUUAUGCUAUUUGGAUGGGCAAAUUAAAAUCGCCUGAGGAUAUAAGAUAUAAAUAUGGUGUUGAAAAUGUUCACUUUUCUGACGUGAUGAAACAAAUCCUGGUGAAUUUACAUGCUGAUAAUUUAUUAUUAUUACAUGGAGUUAAUAGUGAUUCAGGAAAAGUGACUAAAGAAGCAUUUUUCGAGGGAAUUAACCAAUUUAAGGUUGACAAGUCGAUUCUUUAUCCAUUGAUCACCGAAUGUCGGGUAUUUAAAACACCAUUUGAACUGGAAGUCCUUCGAUAUGCAAAUAAAAUCAGUUGCGAAGCUCAUAUAGAUGUAAUGAAAAAGGUUCGUCCAGGAAUGAAAGAAUAUCAAUUGGAAAGUUUAUUUCGACAUUAUUGUUAUUACAAUGGUGGAGCUCGACUUUUAUCUUAUACCUGUAUUUGUGGUUCAGGUAUUAACAGUUCCGUCCUUCACUAUGGUCACUCUGGAGCUCCAAAUGACCAUACCCUUAAAAAAGGUCAAUUGGUACUUAAUGACAUGGGCUGUGAAUAUUAUUGUUAUGGAGCUGAUAUAACUUGUACUUUUCCGGUUAACGGUGUUUUCUCAGACCAACAGAAAAUCAUUUACAAUGCUGUUCUUGCCUCAUCACGAGCGGUAAUGAAAGCGGUUCGACCUGGUGUUUCUUGGGUUGAUAUGCAUCUUCUAGCUGAACGGACUCACCUUGAACAUUUAAUUGCUGCUGGUUUAAUUCAGGGUAAUAUUGAUGAGAUGAUUAAGUUAAGGAUACCAGCGAUUUUCAUGCCUCACGGGUUAGGUCAUUUUCUCGGUAUUGAUACUCAUGAUGUCGGUGGUUACCUUGAACAUACACCUCCCCGUCCAUCUGAAGAUGGAUUGAAAUCUCUUAGAACAUCUCGAGUCUUAGAACCAGGGAUGGUUCUAACCAUCGAACCUGGAAUUUACUUUAUUGGUGUUCUAUUAGAUAAAAUAUUAGCUGAUCCAGUUAAAUCUAAAUUCUUGGUCAAAGAAAAGAUUGACCAAUUUAGAGAUUUCGGUGGAGUACGAAUCGAGGAUAAUAUUGUUGUCACCGAAACAGGAAUGGAAUUGUUGACCAAUGUUCCCAGAACAAUUGAAGAGAUUGAAACUCUAAUGGCCGAAGGAGCAAAACUAAAUGUUCAAUUUCCUCAACAAAAUCAUAAAUCUAAUUAAACUCAUUAGCAGCAUCUUUGAUUAUGAUUCUCGUCUCUUGUAUACAAUCGAUUAAUAUAAAUAAUUUAAAUAGAAAUCAAAUUUUGGACCAAUGAUAAUAAAAUUCUGACAAAAUUCA